This is a messenger RNA of Endocarpon pusillum Z07020, 2427 nucleotides long. RefSeq lists its product as uncharacterized. The record is from RefSeq and is a predicted model, not a curated record. NCBI's taxonomy places the organism in Eukaryota, Fungi, Ascomycota, Eurotiomycetes, Verrucariales, Verrucariaceae. The coding region runs from base 1 to 2427 and encodes 808 amino acids. The transcript is spliced from 3 exons.
AUGCCUUUUCUCAACAGAGCUCUCGCCAUUGUGCUCGCCGUAGUGACUUGCUGCAAUGGCAUCCUCGUCUCCGUCCUCCAACUACUCGGCCUCCCCUCGACUGCCAUCCUCAAGGCUGCCUCCGAACAUCUUGUCCCCUACUGGAGCUUCUUCUAUGCAUCAUUCCUAAAGCCGCAUACUACUGUCUCGAUCGAUGGUCAACGGGGCGCCCUCGAAAGCUUCUACAGCACUCAAGCAGACAGCUAUGAUGUGACGCGCGCGAGGUUGCUAAAAGGACGCGAAGACAUGUUGUCUCUAGCUGCUGCUCAACUCAAGUUUCGGGAAAGUGUGGAAGAUAUGCCCAAGGGUCGCAUAUGGGUCGACAUUGGUGGUGGGACCGGUUACAACGUUGAAGCAAUGAGACAAUUUAUUGACGUGCCGAACUACUUCUCUCGGAUUUAUUUAGUGGAUUUCUCCCCGUCCCUUUGUAAAAUUGCCCGUCGUCGGUUCUCCCGACUCGGUUGGAAGAACGUGCGCAUCAUAUGUCAAGAUGCCAGGCUGUUCCGGCUGGAGAACCACGAAACGGCCAUCUCUGAUACCGUCGAGCCUUCUCCCAACACUAAUAUCAAGAGAAGCAACAGUGUCAAAGCAUCACUCGUGACCAUGUCGUAUGCUCUGUCUAUGAUUCCAGAUUUCCACUCAGUCAUAGACUCCAUUCCAGCCCUUCUAGCUCCAUCAGGUAUCCUGUCCGUCGUCGACUUUUAUGUGCAGAAUGUCGUCGACAUUAGUUGGAGGAACUACGGAGGCGGCUCAUUUGACAGACAUGUCAAUUGGUUUGGCCGGGCAUUCUGGAGAAGCUGGUUUGAGUUUGACCGUGUUGCCUUGGAGCCAGCCCGUCGCGACUAUCUCGAGUAUCGAUUUGGUACGAUCCUAAACUACAACAAAAGACACUAUUACUUGGGCGGCAUACCCUAUUACACCUGGAUUGGCUGUCAAAAAGUACCCGAGACAGCUGAGGGAAAAGUUGAAUCCCCUGAUGUGCACGUUACGGAAUGGUUAGAUGCGACGACCAAGCAGUCCACGAGAGCAGCAGCCGGCCUUCUAAAUCUGUCCUUGUCACUGCCGCUACCCUCUGCCUUUUACCAGAAUCACUCGUGCCGCCUGCACUAUGACGAACAUCACCAACAACAUACACAGUUCCAGAACGAGUACAUCUAUGCUUUUACGUGGGAAGAUCCAACCGUCGACAAGAAAUUACUCAAGAUCACCUCAGAUGACACCAUCCUCGCAAUUACUAGCGCAGGUGACAACAUUCUUUCCUAUGCGUUAUGCAAACCACGUCGAAUCCAUGCUGUCGAUCUAAAUCCCACGCAAAAUCAUCUCCUUGAAUUGAAGAUUGCGGCGUUCGCCUCUCUCGGGUACGAGGACAUAUGGCAGCUCUUCGGCUUGGGCAGACAUCCCAACUUUCGAAGACUAUUGCUGGAACAGAUGAGUCCACAUCUUAGCUCACAAGCCUUUCAGUUCUGGAUCGCCAACGCGAGCACCUUUACUUCACGGCUAGGGUGCGGUCUAUACGAGACGGGUGCAUCUCGCCACGCUGUGCGGUUAGCCAAGUACCUGUUCAUGUUGGCCGGCCUUAGGACAGAAGUGCAACGACUUUGUUCUUGUGGAACAAUCAAAGAGCAACGAGCCAUCUGGCAUAGGAGUCUCCGUCGGAUCUUGCUUAGUCGCAUCUUACAUCGGGCGGUCAUUCGUCAUUCGGCGUUUCUGUGGAAAGCUCUCGGGGUGCCACCUGCUCAGAGGGAUAUGAUUGUUGAUGAUUACCUGCGCAAGGUAGGCUCGACAAAUGCCACCCCUACCGCAUGCGGCCAGGCAGUUUGGGACUAUAUGAUGGACACUUUAGAUCCUGUGGUUGAGCAUUCUCUGCUGAACAACGAAAACUACUUUUACUCGUUGUGUUUGAGAGGCCAAUAUACAAAGAUCUGUCACCCAGAGUACCUUUCCGAAGAAGCCCAUGCCUCUUAUCGCGAUAACUCGCUUUACGAUAUUGUUCGAAUCCAUACCUCUCCCAUCAUCAGUGUUCUUAGCUCCAUGCGAGCCUCAUCUCUCACCAUUGCGGUCAUCAUGGAUAGCAUGGAUUGGUUCUCUCCGUCCGAUCAACCUACCGCUGCAACGCAGAUCCGCGCCUUGAAUCGUGCUCUUGUGCCGGGAGGCAGAGUUCUGCUUCGCUCCGCGGCAUUAAAGCCUUGGUACCUCAAGUUGUUCGAGGAGCUGGGCUUCCAGGCGACGAUUGCUACCGAACGGCGGCCCGGAACUUAUACGGAUAUGGUGAAUAUGUACGCAAGCUGCUGGUUGUGUGUCAAAGGGGCAAACCUACCACCACCCACUCCUGAGAGCCUGCCGGAGAGAAGAGACAGCGACACCGGCAUUUGGGCAUUGGAGAAUUGA